AUGGCAGGGGCGUUGCCGGUAGAAGGAAGCCAGAGCGCGAGAACGAGGAUCCCAGAUGCUAGCGUCGUGAGGAUCAUUAGGUUGAAGCGUCCGAAGACGUCCGCGAGAAAACGGGAGGAACAUGCCCCAGAAGAAGCAAAAGGUUCCGGCGGUGGUGAGGAUGAAGGGGAGUUCGCGCAGGGGGCGGACAAAAUCGCGGAGAUGGUAUUGUUUUCUGGUGUGGACGAGACGAGAAGUCAUGGUGAAGUUGGUGAUGACAAGGAGGAAGAGGAUCAGGAAGCCGCAGAUACGCAUGGCCCAGCCGAAGUUGAGGAGGUGGAAGAGUCGAGUGAGCAUGAUGGGGAGGAUGACGCCGCCGAGACUGGCGCCGGCGGUGGCGAUGCCCAGGGCAAGGGCGCGGCGACGGCGGAACCAGGUGCUGAUGGAGUUGAUGCUGGCGUGGAAGAGCGCGCUGGUACCAAUGGGGCUGCAGAUGCCUUGGGCCAGGAGGAAUUGGUAGUAUUCGGUGGAAAUGGAGGUCAUCAUUAUGCCAAGGACGUGGAGGAUAGUGCCGGCUAG
Messenger RNA from Aspergillus niger, 558 nucleotides. RefSeq lists its product as hypothetical. Bases 1 to 558 code for a protein of 185 amino acids. The transcript has 2 exons. The record is from RefSeq and is a predicted model, not a curated record. NCBI's taxonomy places the organism in Eukaryota, Fungi, Ascomycota, Eurotiomycetes, Eurotiales, Aspergillaceae.